CCCUCUCCCUUCCACUAUUUCACUCACUUCUCCCUCCUUCUCCCUCCCUCUCUCCCUCCCUCUCUCGCUGCCACCUCUAGCAGGCCGUCUGCUCUGUAGGGACGAAUGGUCUCACAUUCAGCUUUAUGUAUCAUCUUGCAAGGUCGACUCUGAAAUCUUAUUUACAGAGACAGGAAUACCAGGUGCAUCGAGGAAGGGCUCCGCACUAGUCUCUGUGUGUGUGUGUGUGUGUGUGACUGAGUGAGUGUAUGUGUGUGUUUUGUGUCCUUUUGUCUGUGUGGUGUGUGUUCCAGAAGAGCUGUGCAGCGUUUUGCAAAAGAGUGCGAGCAGACAAAGCCGUCCGGCGAGCAGAUGCGGGUGUAAAGGAUGUGUGUUGGAGACUGGGGACCAGGAUGUAGGAAUGUAUUACCAGCAAGCUCUCUGCCGUCAAAGCUGCUUCUUAGACACCCAGAGAGGAUUGGAGAGGGGGAUGCUGUCUCCCUCUAACUGGACUGUGACUGCCCUUUGUCUGCAACCCCCUCUCUCUAUCUCCCUCCUUUCUUCUCCCUCUCCCUCCUUUCCCUCUGUGUCUGGUAUUGGGAGUGAGGAUGUGAGAGAGAGGAACAAAGAGAGGAGGUCACGUUCUAACCUUCUAACCUCAAGACCUGCUGCUGGAAAUAUAUGUAAAAAGAAACAACAUGCUCUGAGAGAUUCUCUCUCUCAUUUCUUCUCGUUUUUCUCCUCCUCCUCUUCCUCCCUUUCUUCCUCCUCCUGUUCCUGUGGCGAGUUCCUCCGUAGAGUCACGGUUCCACUAUGUCCUUGGCGUUCUGUGGAAACGAGAACAACUCGUUGGCGUACAACGUGGACCGCGGCGUCCUCAACAAUGGCUGCUUCCUGGACGCGCUCAACGUGGUGCCGCACAUCUUCUUGCUCUUCAUCACUUUCCCCAUCCUCUUCAUUGGCUGGGGCAGCCAGAGCUCCAAGGUGCACAUCCACCACAGCACCUGGCUGCACUUCCCUGGUCACAACCUGCGCUGGCUCCUCACCUUCAUCCUCCUCUUCGUCCUGGUCUGUGAGAUUGCAGAGGGCAUCGUCUCCGAUGGGUUCACACAGUCCCUCCACCUGCACCUGUACAUGCCUGCAGGCCUGGCCUUCAUGGCUGGGAUCACCUCCAUCAUCUACUACCACAAUAUAGAGACCUCCAACUUCCCCAAGCUACUGCUAGCUCUACUGUUCUACUGGGUCUUGGCCUUUCUGAUGAAGACCAUCAAGUUUGCCAAGUACACAGAGCACGGCAUCGGCCUGAGACAACUCCGCUACUGCAUCACAGGACUCCUGGUCCUGCUCUACGGACUACUGCUGGCUGUGGAGAUCAACGUCAUACUGGGCAGGCGCUACCUAUGUUUCACUGAGGCUAUGGAGGUGAAGCCCCCAGAGGACCUGCAGGACCUGGGGGUGCGGUUCCUGCAGCCCUUCGUCAACCUGCUGUCCAAGGCCACCUACUGGUGGAUGAACACCUUCAUCACGGCAGCCCACCACCGCCCCAUCGACCUCAAGGUCAUCGGCAAGCUGCCCAUCGCCAUGCGAGCCCUCACCAACUAUCUGAAGCUCCGCAAGGCUUUCGAGAGCCAGAGGAGGCCUCUGGGCUCCAUGCCGCAGGGCCCUAAGUGGAUCUGGAGGGCCCUACGCCAGGCGUUUGGACGGCCCCUCAUCAUCAGCAUCACCUUCCGCUUCCUGGCUGACCUGCUGGGCUUCGCUGGGCCCCUCUGUAUCUCUGGCAUCGUCCAUCACAUCAGCAAGGACAACCGCACCAUACAGCCCCCAAUAAAGCUGCUGGGGGUCUACUUUAUCUCCUCUCAAGAGUUCUUGGCGAAUGCCUACGUGCUGGCCGUGCUGCUGUUCUUCGCCCUCAUCCUGCAGAGAACCUUCCUCCAGGCCUCGUAUUAUGUGGCUAUCGAGACGGGCAUCAACUUACGAGGGGCUAUACAGACUAAGAUCUACAAUAAGAUCAUGCGGCUGUGCACCUCCAACAUGUCCAUGGGAGAACUGACAGUAGGACAAAUCUGUAACCUGGUCGCCAUAGAUACCAACCAGCUCAUGUGGUUCUUCUUCCUCUGUCCCAACCUGUGGGCCAUGCCAGUCCAGAUCAUUGUGGGGGUGAUUCUACUCUACUACCUCCUGGGGAUCAGUGCCUUUAUCGGGGCCACAGUCAUCGCUGUCCUGGCCCCUGUGCAGUACUUUGUGGCUACCAAGCUGUCCCAAGCACAGAAGAGCACUCUGGAGUACUCCAGUGAGCGGUUGAAGAAGACCAAUGAGCUGCUGCGGGGCAUCAAGCUGCUGAAGCUGUACGCCUGGGAACACAUCUUCUGUCACAGUGUGGAGGAGACCAGGGGCAAGGAGCUCAUCAGCCUGCAGGCCUUCGCCCUCUACACAACCAUAUCUAUAUUCAUGAACGCAGCCAUCCCUAUCGCAGCUGUCCUGACUACGUUUGUGGUCCAUGUGCACAUCUCUGAGGAGGCUGACCUGUCCCCUGCUGUAGCCUUCGCCUCCUUGUCUCUGUUCCACAUCCUGGUCACUCCCCUCUUCCUGCUCUCCAGCGUGGUACGAUCCACAGUCAAGGCCCUGGUCAGCGCCCAGAAGCUGAGUGAGUUCUUCAGUAGUGAUGAGAUUGGAGAUGAGCAGGAACCCAAUGCUACCAUGCCCUCCGGCCCCAGCAACCACAACAGCAAGUACCAGGCAGUGCCUCUGAAGGUGGUGAACAGGAAGAGACAUCCCAGGGAUGACUGGAACAACUAUAGCCAUGAGGGAGGCGACCCUCCCCCCCAGGAGGGAGACCAAGACCUCUGCAUCAGGAUAACCAGUGGAUAUUUCACCUGGACAGACGGGACUCCCACCCUGUCUAACGUAGACAUCAAGGUUCCCUUUGGUCAGCUGACAAUGAUCGUGGGCCAGGUGGGUUGUGGGAAGUCGUCCCUGUUGCUGGCAGCUCUGGGAGAGAUGCAGAGAGUCUCUGGGACUGUCACCUGGAACAUUUUGCCCAGCCUGGACUCAGAGGGAGAUGACAGCCCCACAUCAGACAAGGAUGCAGCUGGUGAUGGAGAUAUCCAGAAGAGAGGCUCUGUGGCCUACGCUUCCCAGAAGCCCUGGCUGCUCAAUGCGACGCUAGUGGAGAACAUCACCUUCGAGAUGCCCAUGAUCAAACCCAGGUACAAGGCUGUCAUUGAGGCGUGUUCCCUGCAGCCAGAUAUCGACAUCCUGCCACAGGGAGACCAGACGGAGAUUGGAGAGAGGGGUAUAAUUCUGUCAGGAGGGCAGCGCCAGCGUAUAGGUGUUGCCAGAGUCCUGUACCAACAGACCAAUGUGGUCUUGCUGGAUGACCCAUUCUCAGCGCUGGACAUUCACCUGAGUGACCACCUGAUGCAGGAGGGCAUCCUGAAACUGCUGAGAGAAGAGAAGAGGACUGUGGUUCUGGUCACUCACAAACUGCAGUACCUACCACAUGCUGACUGGAUCAUAGCGAUGAAAGACGGCACCAUUCAGACCGAGGGGACUCUGAAAGACAUCCAGAACUCUGAUCCUGAGCUGUUUGAACAGUGGAAGACCCUGAUGCACCGGCAGGAUGGGGAGUUUGAGAAGGAGACAGUGGCUGAGAGUAUGACGGUGUUGGAGCGUAAGAACCUGCGGAGGGCCAUGUACUCCAAGGAAGCUGCCAAGACUGAGGAGGAGCACGAAGAAGAGUCUGUGGAAAGUGACGAGGAUGACAACCUGUCCCAGGCCAUGCGUCACCGCGCCACCAUCCCCUGGCGCUCCUGUGGGGUCUACCUGUCCUCUGCAGGGCUCCUCCUCCUGUCGCUGCUCCUCCUAUCACAGCUCUUCAAACACUCCUUCAUGGUUGCAAUCGACUACUGGCUGGCCCACUGGACCUCCCACGUCAUCACUGCCAAGAUGGACGCCGCCGGGAGAAACUGCACCGUCGCUCAGGAGUGUGGUUUCAGCCACUCGUGGUACCUGUCAGUGUUCAGUGUGCUGUGCUGUCUGGGCAUCAUUCUGUGUCUGGUCACCUCUGUGGCCGUAGAGUGGACAGGACUGAGAGUGGCCAAAGAACUACACCACAACCUGCUCAGCAAGAUCAUACUGGCACCUAUGAGGCUGUUUGAGACCACUCCCCUGGGCAACAUCCUCAACAGGUUCUCCUCUGACACCAACACUAUAGACCAGCACAUUCCUGCCACCUUGGAGUGUCUGAGUCGCUCCACCCUGCUGUGUGUGUCGGCGCUGGGGGUUAUCUCCUAUGUGACCCCUGUGUUCCUCAUCGCCCUGGUGCCCCUGGCCAUCGCCUGCUACUUCAUACAGAAGUACUUCCGGGUCGCCUCCAGGGACCUCCAGCAGUUGGAGGAUAGUACCCAGCUCCCCCUCCUGUCCCACUUCUCAGAGACAGUGGAGGGCCUCACCACCAUCCGGGCAUUCAGGUAUGAGCCCAGGUUCAGACAGAGGUUACUGGAGUACACCGAUGCCAACAAUAUCGCCUCCCUCUUUCUCACAGCAGCCAAUCGCUGGCUAGAGGUCCGCAUGGAGUAUAUAGGAGCCUGUGUGGUUCUGAUAGCAGCUGUGGCCUCCAUCACCAACUCUCUAUACAACCACCUCUCCACUGGCCUAGUGGGACUAGGACUCACCUACGCACUCAUGGUAUCUAACUACCUGAACUGGAUGGUGCGUAACCUGGCAGACAUGGAGGUUCAGCUGGGUUCAGUCAAGAGGAUCAACGGCCUGCUGAAGACUGAGCCUGAGAACUAUGAGGGACUGAUGGCUGCAUCUCAGGUGCCGGAUGGCUGGCCAAGGCAGGGAGAAAUUCAGAUCCAGAACCUGAGUGUGCGUUACGACACCACCCUGAAACCUGUCCUCAAACAAGUCAACGCACACAUCAGCCCUGGACAGAAGGUGGGGAUCUGUGGUAGGACAGGAAGUGGGAAGUCUUCUUUCUCCUUGGCCUUCUUCCGCAUGGUCGACAUGUUCGAGGGGCGUAUCAUCAUCGAUGACAUUGACAUUGCUAAGCUGCCUCUGCAGACUCUGAGGUCUAGAUUCUCCAUCAUCCUCCAGGAUCCCAUCUUAUUCAGCGGAACCAUCCGGUUUAACCUGGACCCAGAGAUAAAGGCUACAGACGACAUGCUGUGGGAGGCUCUGGAGAUCGCUCAGCUCAAACCUGUAGUCAAGACCUUACCAGGAGGACUGGACGCCACGGUGACAGAGGGAGGGGAGAACUUCAGCCAGGGCCAGAGACAGCUCUUCUGUCUGGCCAGAGCCUUCGUCAGGAAGUCUAGCAUCCUCAUCAUGGAUGAAGCCACAGCCUCUAUAGACAUGGCCACGGAGAGCAUCCUCCAGAAAGUGGUGAUGACUGCCUUCGCUGACAGAACAGUGGUUACCAUAGCACAUCGUGUCCACACCAUCCUGAACGCAGACCUGGUGAUAGUGAUGAAGAGAGGGAUCAUUCUAGAAUACGACAGACCCCAGGCACUGCUGGAGAAAGAAGACAGCGUCUUCGCCUCAUUUGUCAAGGCGGACAAGUGACCGAUGAGGAAGAGGGAGGAAAUUCAAAGUGCAUUUGAAGAGCUAAUUUCCAAAACGCUAUAUCCACAAAUUUUUCACAUUUGUGUUUUUUCAUCAGAAAUGAUUGCUUAUGGGUACGUUCAUGUGUGUGUAAAAUAGUACUGUUCUUAGAUUUUGUAUUAAUAGAUUUUUGAUGUGUAUGAAAUUAGUUUUUGCUAAAUGCUAUAUAUCCAUUGUUUAGCUGGAAUGGAAUGUUCGUAUCCUGUAUAUUUGACUGAAAUGUGGUUGU
Molecule: messenger RNA, 5812 nt
Organism: Coregonus clupeaformis (lake whitefish)
Lineage: Eukaryota; Metazoa; Chordata; Actinopteri; Salmoniformes; Salmonidae
Gene: abcc8
Product: ATP-binding cassette, sub-family C (CFTR/MRP), member 8
Exons: 39
Coding region: 793-5544 (1583 amino acids)
Biological process (GO): transmembrane transport; potassium ion transport
Cellular component (GO): membrane
Molecular function (GO): ATP binding; sulfonylurea receptor activity; ATP hydrolysis activity
Source: RefSeq, a predicted model, not a curated record